Colletotrichum gloeosporioides is the source of this 6450-nucleotide messenger RNA. RefSeq names its product ABC transporter FUM19. Gene Ontology annotation, biological process: transmembrane transport. Bases 1 to 6450 code for a protein of 2149 amino acids. The transcript has 18 exons. The record is from RefSeq and is a predicted model, not a curated record. Gene Ontology annotation, cellular component: membrane. NCBI's taxonomy places the organism in Eukaryota, Fungi, Ascomycota, Sordariomycetes, Glomerellales, Glomerellaceae. Gene Ontology annotation, molecular function: ATP hydrolysis activity; ATP binding; ABC-type transporter activity.
AUGGAGGCGGUAUGCUUGUGCAGCUCAGUCCGACUUCUAUCGAACCAAUAUGACGAGAGCCAAGCUAGAAAUCUGAUCCCUGCCCUUAACCGACACCUGGAGGAUCUGCGCCGGCUUCUGGCGCAGUCCAAGUCGCUCUCCCGCGAUGUGCAGUUCCACGUCACCCCCCGCAACCAGCGCACGAGCAAAGCGCUGGCCGUCGACUCGCUUGACCUUACGCCGGUCAACCAAGUCCGGGAGCAGUUCAGAGAAAACAUUGACGGGUUCUGGGCCGUGUCUGAUAACAGAGUGCCUGCCGAAUUGCGCCGGCGACUUGCCUGCGUGGUAAUAUUUCUCAGAUCGAAGUUGGAUGCGCAAGUACUGGUACCGCCUCAAGUUGCCGAAAUAUUCCCAGGGCAACACAACUAUAGCGAUAUUCGCAACUCAGGCAGGAAGUAUAUUCAGAUUGCACGCAAACUCGGCGGUCUUGGAGCAGUUCUUUGGCUUCCGCUAGAUGUUCCGCCAUCAACGUAUGAGAGGUAUCUGAACAUAGACGACGAAGAAGUCUUUAGCCACUUGCUCAAUUUGUCACCACGAUAUGAAGACUACACAGCAUUUGUGCAGCGUCUUAUCUUAAGUCAACUCCGAGACCCUGCAUUGCCUUCCUCGUACUACAAUCUUUUCUACGACUACGCCGAUGUGCUUCCAGCAACAGAUCAACUCCUAUUACUCCUUUAUGCUUAUGGAGGCUCCGACGUACCCGAGGCCCUCUUGAAAGGCGUUCGGUCGCCGCAACGGCGGUGGAACAGCGAUGGCGAGAUUGAAACUGUCUCGUCUGACAAGUUCGGUCUGCCCACCGAGCUUACCAACCUUCUAUCCGACGACAUAGAGUGUUCUCGCGCGACAGAAAGCCCGUACAUUAACAAGCAUGGCCUGGAAGACAGGACAAACGUCUGGUCUCUAUGCUCCGAACUUGCAAUGUUCUUCUCCAGAGUACUAACCCCCAAAACGAUGGACGAACUCGGAAACGUCGCACUCAAACUGCUGUGCUUUGUCGUCCCUCCAUGUUACGAAGGAAACACAGAAUGGUCGCCAACCCUCAAAGCCGCCGUUUGGGCGGUGAUGGACAAGGCCACGACAACCUUCAAAGUCCCAACACCGCUCAAGGCAGAGGUCAUCGACGCGCUCCUCUAUUUUUCUGAGCGGGACCACAUACCAAUGCGCCGCGCCGCCGUCGACAGGGCAAAGUCGUUCCUGCGCAAGCCCAUGCCGUACUACUUCCACGCAUCCGUCGUACUCUCCCGGAGCAACCUGCUACGGCUCGACGGCGAGUUCGCGAAGUCGGAAGCGCAUAUCCGCGACUUCAUCUGGCGAGGGCCGCAGCCGUCGACUCGCAAGGACCACGCCCUGCUCGGACGCCUCCACAUUUCUCAGAUCGAGAACAAGAUCAAGUGCUAUGACAAUGAUGUGUCGUCGUUCAUCUACAACUGGCAAGCGGAGCAGCCGUUAUCGACACUCGAUAUAGAGGUCACCUUCCGAUUGCAGAGCACGGCAGCGCGCUUCUUCCAAUCCAUUGGUGACUUUGGGGCCGCCAGGGCUUCGAUAGAGCAUUUGAUGUCUUUGGACAUGACGAAGCCGAUUCGUCAAAACACGCGACGCCUCUUAUGUGGCAGGCUUGCCGAUAUAUACUGCAACAUGCAGGAGUGGGCGAUGGCCGCCGAUAUACUCCAAACGGAGCUCGGCACGACGGAAGACGCCGAGCGCUGUCGGCGCGGACCCCGGAGACUGCUGCUAGCAUCUGCAGAGGUUGACAUUGGACUUCAACGAUUAGAUGCUGCUGAAGCAACACUGAAAGAGCUCGAGGGCUACGAGCCUGCCGAACUAGACAAUCUGCACGACCAACAGCUGCACAUGCGGCUGUUCAUAGGCCAUGCGCGAAUAGCCAGCUUCAGAGCAGAUCGCCAGGCGGCUGUACUGCGGUGGAAGUUUGCCCUCGAGGAAGCUCAGAAGAUGUAUACCCUCGGGCCGGGAGGCGGGUUCACGACGGCGAUAACUCAUCUGUCUCUGGCCCAUGCUCUGCUGGCCAUGGGCGAUAGAGAUGGCGCGCGGGAAUCUUGGGCUGCCGGGGUAGAGAUUUUGAGGACGGAGAUAUGCGAGUUUUGGCUCCCGAUUGUGCCGACGUUGUGGCUGCAGAUGGUUGCCAGAGAUGUCCAUGAGUCGCAAGUCUUCGGGUCAAUCACACCCUGCGCCGUCGCUAUCAUCUGGGGUCUACAUCGUGUAUGGAAGCUGUGGAACAAACCAGCCGUGAACCAGGGGUCAUGGGUGGCUCAUCUCAAGCUUCUUCUCUGGCACGCACUCGCGGUGCUCCAAAUCUUGACCCUGGGCGUAGCCGCCUUCCGAGGCGGAGAAGUCGCCGGAGACACUAGCGUCAUCAUCGCCUCAGGUUCUCUGGCCAUCGCAUCCAGCAUCCUCUUCAUCUUCGUCUCUAGGCUCGAACAUCGGAGAGCUCGUGCGCCCUCCGCUGUGCUGCAGACGUUUCUCCUGGCCGCGAUCAUCCUUGACGCAGCUCGUCUUCCAAGAGAAUGGGCCUACACUUACAACGGCGGCCUUGCCAUUGUCAAUCUCCUGAUCGUCCAACUCGUCAUAAAGGCCCUUCUUCUCACGGCGGAGUCAGCAUCGAAGCCCGCCUUCAUCACCAUCCCAGCCAGCAAGGCUACCCGAGAGGAGUUGUCCGGCAUCUUUGGCCGGAGUCUUUCGCUCUGGCUCAACCCUCUAUUGAUGUUGGGCUGGAAGAAAGACCUGGUAACUGAAGACCUUGAGCCGGUUGAUGAGGCAUUGUCUGGUGAAAAGCUCAUGAGGAGACUGUCUACAGCCUGGAAGAAUGUCGACCAAGCCCGAGCCCACGCCCUCUCGAUCGCCCUCCUGAAAGCCUUCUCACCAGAGCUCCUCUACACCCAUUUCCCCCGCUUCAUCACAGUCGCCUUCGGCCUCGCCCAACCGAUCCUGGUCCAAAUCACCAUCGAGUACAUCCAGAAUCAUGAAACAACGCUCGUGGAAGAGGGCUACUGGCUCAUUGCCCAAUUCGCAUUCGUCUUUAUCGGAAACGCCGUAUCCUCCCUGUGGACAAGCCAGCUGUCCUACCGCCUCAUAACCAGCAUCAGAGGCGCCCUCAUCGCCAUAAUCUACCAAAACAUGCUCUCCCUCCGCGCCGAGAGCGGCACCUCAGAGGCCGCGGUCGCCCUCAUGGGCACCGAGGUCGAGUGGAUCACCGUCGCGGCGGAGUGGUGCCUCGCCGUCGUCCCGAAUUUGGUCCAGGUCGCGCUGGCGAUGUGGAUUCUCGGGAACCAGCUUGGUGCCGCGUGUAUCACGCCCGUCCUGAUUGCCGUCGUUAGUGUUCUGGUAGCAGCGCGGCUGGGCAAGCUCAUCCCGCCCCGCCAGCGCCGCUGGCGCGAAGCCAUCCAGAAGCGCGUCGGCGUCACGACCCAGGUCAUGGGCUCCGUCAAGGGCGUCAAGAUGAGCGGCCUCAGCGGCACGGUACAAAACCAGAUCCAGGGGCUCCGGGACUUUGAGCUCGAGGAGUCCAAGGAGUUCAGGAAGAUUCAAAUCUCAAACGUCCUCGUCGGCCAACUGCCUUCCAUUAUGACCCCGUCAAUCACCCUCGCCGCCUUCGCCAUCACGCAGCGCCUCGCCGGCGGAGAGCCCCUCAACGUCGUGCAGGCGUUUACAUCGCUCUCCCUACUGGGCAUCCUCAUCAACCCCGUCUCCGAGCUCGUCAUGGUCCCACGGCACCUCGCCAUGACGAUCGGCUGCCUUGACAAGAUCCAGGAGUUUCUGGCGAAGGAGAAGAGGGAGGAUUACAGGAACGUGAAGUCCCGACGACAGGGACAGCCCAAUAGGGCCGUACAGGAGCCCACACCGGAACAGCCGCUGAUCAAGGUCUCGGGGGGUUCGUUUGGUUGGAGCAGCGACAAGGCCAUCUUGCACGACCUGGAUCUCGAUAUCAACCCGGCAACGCUGACUGUGGUCGUCGGCCCGGUCGGGUCUGGCAAGUCGACGCUGCUGAAGUCGCUGGUCGGCGAGACGUAUCGUAGCGCGGGCGAUGUGGAGUAUGCCGCGAGUCCGGAGGUUGCGUACUGUGACCAGGACCCAUGGAUUUUGAAUCAAAGCAUCAGGGACAACAUCACCGGCGGCGCAAACUACGACGUGGGGCUGUAUGACAAGGUGAUUGCGGCGUGUCAGCUUGAGGAGGACAUUCGACUACUCCUGGAUGCAGAUGGCACCGUUGUAGGGAGUUCCGGGGCUGCCUUGAGCGGCGGGCAGAAGCAUCGCAUCGCGCUGGCUCGAGCCAUCUACAGCGGGAAGCAAGUUAUCAUCAUGGACGACACCCUCAAGGGCCUCGACUCGAACACGGCUUCGAAAUGCUUUAACGCGCUGUUCGGUGCUCAGGGGCUCCUGCGAAGCGUUCAAGCUGACCAAAAGAGGUCGGUCAUCUUUGCAACUCAUAACGCCCAAUGGCUCCGCUUCGCCGACCAGAUCCUCUCCCUCGACGUCGACGGCAAGAUCUCCGAGCGAGGGUCCUUCGAGGAGCUCAGCAAGUCGAAUGGCUACGUUAGCAAGCUUCGGGUUACGCAACUGAGUGACUCGGACGAGGACACACCCGAGAACAGCGACGAGGAGACGAAAGACGACGUUGAGGCGCCGAAGAAAGACAAAACUGUCGCCGGGGUGAAGCCCAAUGGCGCCGAAAAGCUGAAAGCAAGCCGUGGCGCGGCGAAUACCAGCUCGUUGCUGUAUUACAUCAAGUCCAUGGGCACGUCGGCGUUCUUUCUGUUUGCGACGAUGGUGCUUUUCCAGAUGGGGUGUCGGACGAUGCAGCGCCUCUGGGUCAAGUUCUGGGUGGCUGCGAACGAAAACCACUCCGAUCCGAACCUGGGGAUGUGGGUGGGAGUGUAUAUCCUCUGGGGCGUCUCGACGGAAGUCGCUGUUGCCAUUGAGACGUACUACUUUCUGGUCAUCAUCGUCCCGCACUCCGCCAAGGGCCUUCACUUUGGAGUUCUCAAGGCCGCACUCGCCGCCCCAAUGUCCUUCUUCGUCAAAACCGACACCGGCGUAAUCAUCAACCGAUUCAGCCAAGACAUGAACCUAAUCGACCUCCCCCUCCCCCUCGCCUUCAUGCUCACCUUCGACUACUUCACCCUCGCCAUCGCCGAAAUCGUCCUCACAACCCUCGCCACCCCGCAGCUCACACUCCUCAUACCCAUCCUCUUCCUCGCCCUCUACCUCCUCCAGCGCGUCUACCUCCAAACCUCCCGCCAAAUCCGCCUCCUCGACCUCGAAGCCAAGUCCCCACUCUUCUCGCACUUCCUCGCCUCGGCCUCUGGGCUCGUCACCAUCCGCGCGCUCGCCGUCACAGCCGCCGCAGAAGCCGAGAACCUCGCGCGCCUGGACAUGAGCCAGCGCGCGUUCUACGUCAUGGGUAGCUUGCAGAAGUGGCUCCUCCUCGUGCUCAAUCUCGUCGUUGCGGCGCUGGCGGUGAUGCUCGUGAGUCUGGCGGUUGCGCUGCGCGAGAGCGUGGAUGCAGGGUUGCUUGGCGUGGCACUGGUUAGUGUGAUGGGGUUCGGGUACUUGUUGAUGCUGCUGCUGAAGUACUGGGCUGAUCUGGAGACGAGCCUGGGGGCUGUGGCGCGGAUCAGGGAGUUUCAGAUGGAGACGCCUGCGGAGGUUGAUGGGGAUAAAGAAGUGGAGAGCGUGUGGCCUGCCCAGGGGCGUGUGAGGAUUAGUGAUGUGUCUGCUGCGUACGACGACCACCAAGUUCUGCGGGGGGUUAACCUGGACAUCCAGCCUGGUGAGAAGGUGGCGAUAUGCGGGCGGACGGGGAGCGGGAAGUCGACUCUUCUCGCGCUCCUGCUCCGCCUGCAUGACCCCUCGCCUGGGAGUAUUGAAGUGGACGGGGUGAAUAUCUCGACGGUGCCGAUUUCACGGUUACGAGAGAGUCUGGUCGCGCUCCCGCAGGACGCGCUGUUCCUCCCUGGCUCCGUCCGCCGGAACCUCGACCCACUGGACAAGCGCGAGGACGCAGCGGUGUGGGAGGCGCUGGAGAAGACGCGCCUCAAGGGCCUCUUGGAGGACAAGGGCGGGCUGGAUGUGGACUUUGAGACGGAGUGGUUGAGCGCGGGGCAGAAGCAGCUGUUCUGCAUGGCGCGGGCGAUGUUGAGGGAGAGCAGGGUGUUGUUGCUAGAUGAGGCGACGAGCAGCUUGGACCAGGCGACGGAGAAGGUGGUGCAGGACCUUAUCAGGAGCGAGUUUGAGGGGUGGACUGUCAUUGUGAUUGCUCACCGCUUGCAAGCUGUGGUUGACUUUGACAAGAUUGUGGCGCUGCAGGAUGGGGAGGUCGUCGAAUUUGAUCACCCGAAGACGCUGCUUGAGCGGGGUGGGGUGUUUGCUUCGUUGUGGAAGCUUCAGGAGGGAUGA